AUUUCAUUUUCACACAAAAAAGAGAGCCAAAAAAUAAUAAGAUUAAGAGCAACUUGCAAACAAACUAGUUUAAUGUUUUGACUUAGACAAAUGAAAUGAGAACCACCUGCGAUCUCAAUUUCUUUGCUGCAACUGCUUUGGUUGCCUGCACUAAUCAAUUAUUACUAUUACUGUCAAGCAUUCUGUUUACUUUUUCCCCAUCUAUCUUUGAUUGAUUCCUCUGCGAGAGCAAAAACAUGGCAAUUGGUGAGAUUUUUCUUGCUGCAUUCCUUGGAAUGCUGUUUACAAGAUUGACAUCUCCUGAGUUCUUGAAGUUUGCACGUCGAGAGGGCAUUUGGAAGAAGGCAGAGAAGUGGAGAGGGAUGUUAUUGAAGGUCCAGGAGGUACUUGAUGACGCGGAAGAAAAGCAGCUGACGGAAAAGGCUGUGAAGAUAUGGCUGGAUGAUCUAAGAGACUUGGCAUAUGAUGUGGAGGACUUGCUUGAUGAAUUUGCUACUGAAUCUUUACGAAGGGAGUUGAUGGCAGCAGAAGAGGCUAGCACAAGCAAGGUACGGAGGAUAGUGUCUACUACCUUAUCAUUUACCAAAAUCAGUGCAAGUGCUAUUAAGUUCAAUCCCAAGAUGAGGUCAAAGAUGAAAGAGGUGAGUAGCCGGUUAGAUGGAAUGGCGAAGCAGAGAAUUGAACUUGGUUUAGAAAAGAUGAGUGGAGGUAGAAGGACAUCAACUGAUGUAUGGCAGAAACCACCUAGUGCCUCUGUCCCAAAUGAACCUGUCAUCUAUGGCAGGGAUGGAGAUAAGAAGAAGGUAAUUGAUUUGCUGUUGACAGAAGAGGCAAAUCACGGUGAUACUAAUUUUCAUGUCGUUCCAAUUGUCGGUAUGGGUGGUAUCGGCAAAACAACUCUUGCACAGCAUGUGUUUCAGGAUGAAUUGGUCAAGGAAUGGUUCAGUACAAAAGCAUGGGCUUGUGUGUCGGAUGACUUUGAUGUUAUGAGAAUAUCAAAGGCGAUUCUCGAGUCAGUCACUCCGCAUCCCUGUGAUUUCAAGGAGUACAAUCAAGUUCAGGUCAAAUUGAGGGAGGCGCUAGCCGGAAAGAAGUUUCUUCUUGUUUUAGAUGAUGUAUGGAACAAGAAUUAUGGUCUCUGGGUAGCGUUGAAAACUCCCUUUGCAGCCGGAGCACCAGGAAGUAAGAUAAUUCUGACCACUCGUGAUGCAGACGUUGCACUAAUGGUUGGACCGACUGAAUACCAUUGCCUAAAGCCACUAUCAGACCAAGAUUGCUGGUCUGUGUUUGUGAAGCAUGCAUUCGAAAAUAGAGAUCUCGGCGCACAAACAAACCUCCAAUCAGUUUGUGAGAGAAUCGUUACCAAGUGUAAGGGUUUGCCUUUGGCAGCCAGAACUCUUGGUGGCCUCUUACGCACUAAGCAAAGGGAGGAUGAGUGGGAAGACAUACUGAAUAGUAAGAUAUGGGACUUGUCAGACUCCCAAAGUGACAUUCUCCCUGUUUUAAGAUUGAGCUACUACCAUCUCCCUUCACAUUUGAAGAGGUGUUUUACAUAUUCUGCUCUAAUUCCGAAGGAUUUUGAAUUUGAAGAGAAGGAUCUUGUCCUUCUAUGGAUGGCAGAAGGUUUGGUUCCACAACAAGUACAGAACAAGCAAAUGGAAGAUAUGGGUGCGGAGUAUUUUCGUGAUCUAGUGUCGAGGUCAAUUUUUCAAGUAGCAAACUGUGAUGAAUCUCGAUUUGUGAUGCAUGAUCUCGUGAGUGAUCUGGCUCAGUGGGCUGCGGGAGACACAUGUUUUCAAUUGGGUAAUGAUUUGAAUGCCAUCAAGCAGUUCAAAGUAUCCAAGAGAGCUCGCCACUCCUCCUAUAUCCGUGGCUGGGAUGGUAUCAGAAAGUUUGAAGUAUUCCAUACUACUAAACGUUUACGAACUUUCCUACCACUGCCAUCUCUUUUAGGUCAUAAUACAGGCUACUUAACUAGUCAUGUCCCUUUUGAUUUGUUGCCAGAAUUAGAAUUUCUGAGGGUGCUGUCUUUAAGUGGUUACUGCAUUGAUACGCUACCAAAUUCAAUUGGAGAUCUGAAACAUUUAAGGUUUCUUAAUCUUUCCUUCUCGGCAAUCAGAAAUUUACCUCAAUCAGUAUGUUCUCUAUACAACUUGCAGACUUUGUUACUGAAAGGAUGUUGUCUUCUUGAAGGGCUGCCUUCAAAACUGGGGAGUCUCAUCAACCUCCGGCAUCUUGAUAUCACAAGUGCAAGUUCAAUCAAAGCGAUGCCAAUGGGAAUUGAAAAGCUGACAAAUCUGCAGACACUUUCCAAUUUUGUCCUGGGCAAAGAUAAGGGCUCUAGGUUGAGUUCCUUGGUGAAUUUGAAAUCUCUUCGAGGAACGCUUUGUAUUACAGGCUUGGAGAAUGUGAUUGAUGCUCGGGAAGCAAUGGAGGCCAACAUAAAAGAUAUAAAUAACCUUGAAGUUUUGUUGCUGGAAUGGAGUCCCAGAACAGAUAAUUCACGAAAUGAGAAGGUUGACAAAGAUGUGCUCGAUGAUCUUAGACCUCAUGGAAAAGUCAAAGAACUCACCAUCAACUGCUAUGCUGGCCUAACAUUUCCAACCUGGGUAGGAAAUCCAUCAUUCUCCAGCAUAUUUCUCCUAAGGUUAGAGAACUGUACAAAAUGCACUUCCUUGCCACCUCUUGGACUGCUGCCUUCUUUAAAAAAUCUCAGCAUAGUAAGUUUAACUGCAGUAAAAAAAGUAGGUCCUGAAUUUUAUGGACAAGGUUGCUCAAAGCCUUUUCCAGUUUUAGAGACUUUACUUUUCAAGAACAUGCAGGAAUGGGAGGAAUGGAUUCCUUGUGGGCUUGGUUCUGACGAAUUCCCUCUCUUGAAUAAGCUGUCUGUUAAAAGCUGUCCCAAUCUGUGCAAAAAAUUACCUCCAAGUGUUCCAUCACUAGAAAAACUUGUGAUUAAAAAAUGCGAGAAGUUGGUGGUAUUAAUUCAUAGUCUUCCAAAGCUGUGCAAAAUGGUAAUCAAUGGCUGCAAAGAAGUGGUGUACGAAGGUGGCGUUUAUCUCAGAUCUCUCAACUCCAUGACAAUUUCCAACAUUUCAAAGCUCACUUACCUAGCAGAAGGAUUCAUCCAACCAUUGGCAGAAGUACAGGAAUUGGAGAUUGCUAAUUGCAUGGAAUUGGCAUCUUUGUACGAAAAUGGAGUGGCAUUGGCAAAACAGCUCACUUCCCUUCUUAAGUUGGAGGUUAGAAACUGUCCCCAAGUUGUUUCUUUGAUGGAAGGAGAAGUACCUGUGUAUAUGCAACAGCAGCUGGCUAACUGCAAGCUUGAAUCUUUGACAUUUAGUACAUGUGAGAGCCUCAAGAAGUUACCACAAUGGGUUCACAGCCUAGUGUCCCUUAAAGAGCUGAAAAUUCAAUACUGUCCGAGACUCCUUUCGUUUCCCGAGGCUGGUUUGCCCUCCACACUGAGAAUCAUUGAGAUUGUUGGCUGCAACGCUUUAACCCCCUUACCUGCUGCAGUGACUUACAAUAUGAUGUGUCUUGAGCAGUUGCGCAUUGAAAAUUGCGAGUCUUUAAUAUCCUUUGGAAGAAUCCAGCUACCUCCAACUUUAAAAAAGUUGGAGAUAAGAUAUUGCGAGAAUCUGUUAUGCUUACUGGAUGAUGGGGAGGGAUCCUCGUCAAAGAAAUCUGAUGAGAAUACCAGUUGCAGCGGGAACAACUCAUCUCUUCUUGAGUACUUGUAUGUUGGAAUAUGCAACUCUCUCACUUCCAUAGGUGAGUUACCUUCAGCUCUUAAGUACCUCCAGGUUUGUUCAUGUUCAAAGCUCAAAUCCUUAUCAUCCAGAGACAAACUACCGGCAGGGCUUAAACACCUCGCUAUUGACUCGUGUGAAAAUUUGGAAUCAAUGCCGGACAGGUUUCAGGAUAACAUGUCCCUUGAAAAUUUGAAAAUAUGGUUCUGCUUUAACCUUAGAUCUUUGCCCGAAGGCCUACAUAAAUUAUGCCAUCUUCGUGAAAUUUCAAUAUGGUACUGUCCAGCUCUUGUUUCCUUUGCCGCUGAGGGGUUGCCCAUAAACCUAAGGAGGCUCUUCAUCAUCAAAUGUGAUGGACUCAAGGCUAUCCCUGAUCAUAUGCACAAUCUCAUGUCUCUUGAAGAACUGUCAAUUUACUACUGUCCAGACAUUGUAUCAUUUCCAGAAGAGGGUUUUCCUACUAGCCUAACAUAUCUUGCUACCGUAGAUCUUAAGAUCUGUGAGCUACUGUUUAACUGGGGCAUGCACAAACUCUCCGCUCUUAGAACCCUCAUCAUUCAAGGUGGAUUCUCUCAUAUAUCCUUUCCAUCUGUGGACAUGGGAGUGAGGUUGCCUUCUGCUCUAAACAGACUAAGCAUUGAAGAUUUUCCGAAUCUUGAGUACCUAUCCUACAGCGGCUUUCAAAAUCUCUCCUCUCUUGAACGCCUAAGCAUCAGUGACUGCCCCAAGCUCACAUCAUUUCCAGGGAAGGGCUUGCCUUCCUCACUUUUAGAACUACGUAUUCGAGCAUGUCCCCUUUUAGUACAACAGAUAAAGGGAAGAGUAAAAGAAUGGCUCAAGAUAAGGCACAUUCCAUACAUUAACAUAGACGGAAAAGUAGUCUCUGACCCAGCCACCCAGUUAUGAUCAAAUCACAAGCUGCUUCAGAGGCUGGCUAAAUGAAUUAGUAGGUGGUGCAAGGUGUUUAUGUUUCUCUUUGUCUCAUUUCUCGUUGAAGGGCCUUCAUAUUUGACCUUCAAGGAAAUAAUUAUUGAAAAAAGGUUGGUUCCUUAUCAACAAUUCAUCUCAACUGAAUUUCAUAACCUUAGCCUUGUCAGAAAACAAAUCGUAAUCUUGGGAAAUAGUCUGUUUCUUCAAUACCCUGUGGAAGGUAACUGGAUAUAGAUGUGAGUUUUACAAGGUAGACAUGCGAAUCCAAGCCUUGCCAUUGAAUUUUCCAUGCACACAUACAACAAAUAUCAGGAUAAAUCCCCGAAAAUGAAACUCAAGUCAGAGAUUUCAUGGAGUUAAAUGACUUGUAUCUGCCUUGGAGGCAGGAGUUUUACAGAACUGGCAAGCAGCUGACAGCAAAGACAACCUUGAUCUGGUAUAAAUCAGGUUGCCCGCAAGUUCUGAGAUUAUUGCAACUCCAAGAGGCUUCAUGCCCUUAUUUCCUGUGCUUGUUAUUUGCAUUUUUCAUGGAAUUCAAAAUUCUGCUAGCAAUCAUGUCCUGUCAUAAAUGUUGUAUUCAAGGAUUUAGUUUCCAAGCGAUGAGUAUCUGGGCUCGGGCUAUUGGAUCGGUAUGGAAUUGUGGUGGCCACCUCUCUUGUUUUGUUGGAUCCGAAUGAAGCCCAAGAUGGAUUUUUAUGAAUGGGCCUAAAUCCAAGGGGCUAUGCUUGAAGAAGUUCUACCAGAAAGAACAAACCCAAAAUCAUCUUUUACUACUUAGGCCAAGAUCAUCCAAGGCAAGGCAAGGCUAUUUGCUAAUUAUUAAUUAAACUCGACUAGAACCGGUGGAUCCACUCAUGAUUUAUUAAUUUAUGGUCUAAUUCAACUAGAACCGG
Molecule: messenger RNA, 5575 nt
Organism: Populus trichocarpa (black cottonwood)
Lineage: Eukaryota; Viridiplantae; Streptophyta; Magnoliopsida; Malpighiales; Salicaceae
Product: putative disease resistance RPP13-like protein 1
Exons: 4
Coding region: 237-4658 (1473 amino acids)
Biological process (GO): defense response to other organism
Molecular function (GO): ADP binding
Source: RefSeq, a predicted model, not a curated record